CGACUGCGAUGGGCGGGCCACUUUGCAUGGUCAAAAGAAGGUAACAAGGGCUGGAUUUGUCAAAAUACUUGGUGAAGGACCCGCGACCUAUGUCCACACGAGCAUCAGCACCUUUCAAUUUUAAUGUGGUUUCGUCAUCAGACUGCAUGCAUUUUUCGCAGUGUUAAACCAGAUGCCGUACUUGCUUUUGCGAUACCCGCAGCAUGUAUGGCUGUUCUAGCCGAGGCUUUCUUUCGCACUGAAUACGCCGACGCUGACGCUACCGCUGCCUGCGAGUUUGAUGCCAGUAGCAAUCUCAUCAAGCCACACCAUGUUCGGGAAUUGGAAACGAAAGGCAUCGUGGUGAUUGAGAAUGCAGUAACGGCCACAACUCUGAGAGGCGCACGCAGUAACAUUCGUGAUUUUCAAAAAGAAGGUUCGAUUUGGACAAAUACACGCGUGGGCGGUUUUGCUCCUAGUGGAAACGAUCCUGACGUCCGACAGGAUCUGAUUGCUUGGGUGCGUAGUAGCAACGUGUCCGACGAUGAAGCUUCCACGAGGUCGCACCACGUCGAAACUCAAGGUAGCUUACUGAUAGUACAGGACAAGAACAAUCGCCAAGAAAACAGUCCCCUUGGGAAAGAUCUCCUGUACAGUAUUCAGAUACUUCGUGGGAUUCCAUUUGCUUUGGAACAAUGUGGCUACUCGGCUUCCAAAAAUCACCGUGUGCCAAGACAAUGCCAAUUAGCUAUGUACCCGGGCAAUGGUUCAGCUUCUUACGAACGCCAUUUAGAUCAGUGCGAUGCUAGUGUUUACGAUCUUGGGAUUCUGGAAUGGUUGCGGCUAAGUGACUACCGUGAGAGAGCCAUCACGACAAUUUUGUAUCUCAAUGAGCCGAAUCGUCCUGAAAGCCAUGGCGGAGCUCUCCGAUGCUGGGUAGCUCGUGACAUCGAUACGAAAAGAGACAACAAAAACCGAAAUGAAAAAGAUGAUUUUCGCCCUCCAUUUGAUGUUAAGCCAACGGGAGGGACGAUGGUCAUUUUCCAAAGUGGAAAGGUCGAUCACAAAGUACUGCCAUCAACAGAGGAGAGAUUUGCUUUAACUAAUUGGGUAGCUAGUUCCUGA
Phaeodactylum tricornutum CCAP 1055/1 is the source of this 1104-nucleotide messenger RNA. RefSeq lists its product with no specific name. NCBI's taxonomy places the organism in Eukaryota, Bacillariophyta, Bacillariophyceae, Surirellales, Neidiaceae. Bases 124 to 1104 code for a protein of 326 amino acids. The record is from RefSeq and is a predicted model, not a curated record. The transcript has a single exon. Gene Ontology annotation, biological process: cellular response to hypoxia. Gene Ontology annotation, molecular function: peptidyl-proline dioxygenase activity; ferrous iron binding.